AGUAGAGGAGUGAAAGCAUCGAGCAGGAGCAGGACACACAAGGAGGUGCACUCUGCACAAUCUACGUCUAAUUCAUUGAAGUGUUGAGCUACACAUUCACAUACACACCAUUCCAUAAACAUCUACAACCUUGAGAACAAGACAACUAUCACACGAGAUGAAAGGUCCCGUUGGAGGUGGUAAAAGUGCAAAUGCUUCAAAGAAGCCGCCCAUUCAGAAGCCGCCCAUCCGGAAGGGAAAGAGCGAAGCAAGGAAGCAGCAAUAUUUGCGGUCUUUGUUUUUGGUUGCAGCCAUCCCGUUUGCGUUGACGGGAUUGAUUGUUAUGGAGGACGGUGGGUGGAUUUUUGUGCCUGUUAUCUUCCUGCUAAACCUAAAGUACCCUUGUUGUUCUGCUUCUGAACAACAACAAGGUACUAUCUAAGAGACAACUAAGUAGACCUUUUUUUAUUCUCAUUCUUCUCGUCUAAAAUCUCCAUUUCCCAAUACAACACGAUCACGCCGAAAUGGUUACGAGCAUGGUUCGACAAGAACUUCAACAAGGGUAAUAACCCGUGGAAAAAGUCACCUCCUGGUGCGACGGCUGGCGCUGGGAAUAGCACUGUUAUGGGCGUAUAUCAUGUUCUACAAUAAGUGUCUAAGGAAUACUAUUGUUUCGGCAUUCCCUAUCCAGUGCCAUGUACAAGUACUUUCUAAGUCCUCAUCUUCCAGUACGGCGAAAGAUGCCGCGUCAGCGAAGGAAACUACGGGACCGAAGUGGAAGCUCGCAAAAAGAGAAGUUCCACUGUCAAAAAGUACUACAUUGUCGUCUCUUUUGUUUCUGCCCUACAGAUGAUGAUGAAGAUGAAAUCGUAAGAAUCGUCCUGCAAAACCUUUUUGAGUCUAUCUAGACCUUUGGCUUUAGAUGACUUGAGUACUCUCGUUUUUACAGAAAUUCAACUCACGUUUUUUCGAGAUGUUCCUCUGGUAUCUACUUAUGUAUUUUUUCCUCACCCAAACUUGACAGAGAUGAACAAGGCAGAUGUGCGUAAUUUUCGACAAUAUUGGAUGCCUCAGGAGGAGGAUUUCUGGGAGUACCUCCUCCAACACCCACGAACCAUUGAACAAGGAGUUUUGACUUUUGUUUAUGGAUGAAAAAGAUGGAACAUCUGACUUAGACUCAUGUUCGUUAGAUGUUAUCGAGGACAUCAAACCGGACAACUAGGACAACUCCAACCUCACUUAUAUUCAAAAUUCCCACCCGAGCCCCACCAAGAAGAAACAAGCAAAAGCCUUCUCUCCUUUCAUAUUCCUGUCGAUUCAAUUUCCCACCCCAGGAAGAAACAAGCAAAUAUAGCCCUUUCUCCUUUCAUAUUCCCGUUGAUUCGGCCUGCUCCUUCUGCAAAGUCCUGUUACGUCAUUUGAACGAAAAGCAGCCUCACCAGAUCGGAACUACUGUGCCUUCCAGCACCGAAUAUACCAAGCCGGAAAGAAAAAUUCAAAGAACAUUGCUGAGUACUUGUUUUAUCACGCACCGCGUGCAACAGGAUCGACAGGAUACAAACCAUAUCAUUUUCAACCCCCUCGUCUUCCUUGCUCUUCUUCGCUUCUCAUUAUCACGCAUCGUCUCCCUCAUCACGACCUAGUACCUCUGAAUUCUGACACACUACCUCACUCACUCAUCACUCCCCUCUCACCACCUACCUCUGAAUUCUCACACACUAUCUCUGCCUUACUCACUCAUCAUUCCCCGCUCCCCUCUCAGAUGACCAAGUUCCGGUCGUCCUCCUGGACGAAGCUGCAAUGUCUCCUGAUUUCGGCGACAAAUAUGGAAUUCCGCAUAUCUCGCCAACGGCUGUGUACUGGACAGUGGAAGAAGUAGAGGAAGAAGUGCUGGUGGAAGAAGAUGAGGAUGAAUUGUUGGUGGACGCCAUGAAGAACAACACCCAGGCUGAGAACGGAACAUCAACUACUACGCUUGAAGGCCAGACUCACAGUGUUGUUGAGAAAGUGAAAGAAGGAAAGAACAAGAAUGAUAGUACUUCGUCUUCGGCUGUGAUAUUUGGUGAUGCAGAAGAUGCAGCAUCGAAUGCUAGUGCUACAGCUUCUGCAGCAUCGAAUGCAAGUGCAGCUACUGCUUCCGAAGAGGACAAAACAACUACAACCGCGACCUCAAGUGAGACUUCCGAACAACAUCAGGGGAAAAAGAUGAAGAAAAAAAUCAUCAAAAAACUCGUACCAGUUCCGAUCGUCUACGACAGUCGAUCCCGGCCUCCACUCUAUCGUCAACCAGUGAACCGAGUCAUUGAUUUCAUUAAUUCAAUCUCUGACGACCGCGAUGAACGUUUGAUCUGGGCAGCAAGAGCUGAAAAGGAGUUUGGAGGUAUGAUUGGUCUUCCUUCUCCUUCUUCUCCUUCAAAAAAAGCGAAAGGAGAUUCUCCCUUGAAAGAAGAAGAGCAAGUCGUGGAUGAAGAGGAAGUGGAUACAAAUGAAGGAGGAGUCCGAGUUACAGGAUUCCAAUGGGACGAUGAACAACAAGAGAACGCUACAGCACAAACAUUCGAGCAGGACACUUCUUCGAUCACGACCACCUCAAACUCGACAGAGCAAGAAGAACUUCCAGCAUGGAGGAUGCCAGUUGUCUACGCUGGCGAGGACAAAGACGAAAUUCUUGGAGAGGCAAGACUUACUAAUGUUAUGAAACAGAGGAUGGUUAUAAUUGUUAGACUUACUAAUGUUAUGUUGAAAGAGGAUGCUUAUUGUAACCUGCGUUGGAGGUUGUAAUGACGAUCCCUGCACCUGCAACUCGAGAAACAGCAUCAAACCAAUAUUACAGACUCUGAUAUUUGUUUAAAAUGUUUUCCUACUGUCCGUAGUUCUUGUACUUCUCUCUCACGUAGUUGUAAGUUGUGAUAGACGUCGCACUGACAUCAUCGACUUCUACACAGCGAACAUUUCACAUUUCUUCUACUUGUUUCUACAAAUAGAUCACUUCGAAAAAAUUCAUCGGAUUCUAAGGAUAAUGGUGCCUCUCGUCUCCAGUUUUUCUUGUCACCGGAGAUGGCCGAUUUGGUCGAAGACAUCACCCUGGAGAGAUUCUACGCCUAUCAGAGAGUUAAUCAGGCCCGCCCGCAACCGCAGGACUCUGACGACAUCGACGAUUUCGCUUCUGACAUUUUGGAGUGGACUGCGUUGUUAAGGGAUGUUGCCAGUUGUUCACCGGUUAUCUAAAAGCACAUAGUUAAUAGUUAGUGUAUGAACUUCUGCUCUUCAAGGGUGACAUGCUUCGACCUGUGCUGUUACCGUCGUGACUUCGGUCUCGAUCGCUAUCAGGACUAAUCUCUACGGGCACUACUAACAGUGUCAUCUUCAGGGAUCCAAACAUACAAGGGGGAAAGGGAUAGAUAUGCGAGCUAGACGGGUCAACUUGCAGCCGCUAACUUUGGGGCAAACCUCUGUGCAGAAUCAACGCGUGUUGGGCUUCCGUGAUGCUGACGCUUUGCGUAUUGACUCGAGGCGUUACAUGAUGCGCGAUUACUCAGUGGAUACGCUGAGGGAAGAGUUGAACGUACUUGAACAUCGCCUUUCUAGUCAAUCUCAAAUCCUACAUUUUACUUCCUUGUUUUGUACUUUAAUCUAUAUAAGAAAUUCUUCAAGACCUCUUUCAACUACUACCACAGUGCUCCGCCAGGCAGCAGAUUCCUCCAAUGAUGGGUGAGAAAACGCUCAAGGACACAGCAACCGAGACGGUGGUUGCACAACAAGAGCUUCCGACGAUGACAGCUGAGACUGCACAGGAACCCGAGGCUGCGCCACCUGCAAGUUAUUGCAAGAGCUACAACAACAUGUGAGAACAAGUGCAAUUUGUGCAGGUCUUCGUGAAAAAACUCUUGAAAUAUUUAUCAUGGUGGAUAACCAUAAUCUUCUAAUAAAUUGGCGACGCACAAAUUCCUGAAAACCAGCAGCCAACCGAGGAGCAACAAGAGAACCAAGCGCAACAAGUGAACCAAGAGCAACAACAACUCAGCCAAGAACAACUACAACUCAGCCAAGAUCAAGAACAACUACAACUCAAUCCAGAACUGCUAGAUCAAGAACUAUCAUCUGAUGAAGAUAUGCCACACGAGGACAGUCUCCCUUGGAACCACUACGAUCCGUGCCAACCUUACCUUAUUAAUCGACGUCAUGUGCACACUGACUAUUAAGGCUACCACAGAGGAAGUCCAUCUCCAUGAUCUCCCUACACCUACACACAGCUACAAAGGGAAUAAAUAUAAAGGAACAAGUCCAUCUCGUACAUCUGCCUCUCCCCCAAGGAGGUUUCAGUCGUGAGUCUCGUGGUUGAAGCAUCAUCAUCAGUAUCAUCAUCAUCAGCAUCAGUAUUCCUGUUAUUUGUGAGAGGAAUAGAAGAAGCACUCUUGAGAUAAGGACUACUGCUUAUCUUCAAGAUGGAUUUCUUUCCCUGCAGGUUAGAGGGAUGUCCGUCUCUGCAAGGUAAAUCUUCUAAGAAUAUCCCCUCGAACGAGAACCAGAGGAAAGAGAGCGAAGAAUAAGCAUGAACUAUCACGGGGGGUCCUUCGAAUACCCUGCCCCAGACGAGGACCUGUCUCUUAGUUUUGGGACGAAAAACCAGGCAUAUGUUAUGACUUGACAUUGAAACGAAAGUAAAAAGUAUGAUAAAAACAUCGACAAGAAGGAGGAACAUCUAGUACUUGUUCGAUUUUACUGACAUCAAUCAUCUUAACCUUUCUAACCCCAACUUCCUGAUGAGUCGUAUGGGCUUGGCACUGGCUCCGUCAUUCAGCCGUCUUCACGUGGAGUCGUUGCCGCACCACAUUGGUUAAGGCUGCCCCUCCUCAAGCAUCUCCUCAAUAAAUAUCAUGAUCGAUCCUUGCUUGGUUCUUCUUUUUCCGCUUGAAAAAACAGCUUCUUGUUCCAAGGAUACAACUAUUAUACUCUCAAAAACAAAGGAAGAUGCUUUCGGUGGGGUAGCUCUAAGUUGAAAAAAGCAUCGCCGUGCUGAUCACAAACUGGCCAGUGUACGACAAACGAGUGUUAAUGGCACUCCGUCAGGCGCAACAGAAAAUGCAAUUUUUGAUGCAUAGUGUAUAUCUGGACAUCCGUGAAGAGCCCAAGAUGCAAAGGGAACGUAUUGUUAUGGCUGUUAAAAAUACUUAGUUGAAUGAAUGUAUGGCUCUGGUAUUUGGUAACCUGAAUUUGAUCCUAAGGGUUCUCUUCUUGUUUUCCUUUAGGAUCAAACUCAGGCUACCAAAUAGAAACACCAGAACCAUUCAAUGAAGUUGAAGGAUGUUACUAUUUUGAUCUUCUUGAAGGCUGUUACUAUAAUUUUCGUGUUAUUUGAUUCUACUUCAGUACUAGAAUCCCCAUUCUAACACUCUCGACACACUUGGUUUGUGGUAUGACGAGCCCGCUGAUUUCUAUUCGGAUGCUCAGAUCACAGAACUUGGAAUCCCAAACAGCAGAUAUGCGACUUUUACUUACGGCUUGACGUGUGAGCAAAGUCGUGAGCAAAUAAGACAUUCGAGGCGCAGCUUGAAAGAAUAUUAAAGAGUGCAAGAAUUCGUUAGAAAGAUAGUACUGAAGAUAAGUAGCAAUAGAAGUAAGUUGAGUCCGAAUUAUUGAUGCAGAAGCAGAUAGAUACUUUCUUUGUAACAGAUUGAUAGAGGGCCACCACGCACCACGGCCACCUUCUUCCUCUUCUAAUCGUCCACAGCCCCUGACGACUUAACUGCUGAAUGGAAUCAGGAGGAUCAGAAGAUGUUGGAGGAAGUGGAAAAGGAAGCAUCGAAAUACGGGUCUGAAGAAACUCAAGAGUUAGAAAAAGCAAUGUCAGAAUUAGACCAGGUGAUGAAUGGCGUAGAGGUAGCGGGUGUGGAUGAGAAAUUGAAUGCUAUCGAUCACAGCCAAGAAAAAAAUGCUGAAGAUGUUGAAACUGCUAAUAGUACGAAUGCAACUCGUACAAUUUCUGUCGGCGAGUUGUUGAACACGACUGCUGGUGCUGGGGACGAUGGUGCCACAGCUGAAGAAGGCAAGAACAGCACUGACAAUGCUGAUGGGACGAAUGUGUCUUCUUCUCCCGUCCAUGGACCACAAGAGAAGCCGCAGAAGAUGACACCUAUGCGCCUGAUCCUGUACAUGUCCAGUCGCAUUGGUAAUGGACCUCCUUAUCCGGAGUACUUCGGCGAUUUGACGAACAGUCAUGCGAUCUUGGAUUGGGUCGCGCGCUCGCUGACGGAACCAUUGCAGAACCAGAUGAAGGAGAAGAAGAACAAACCGAGCAAGAAAGCCGCGAAUGUAGUUAUGAACAAGAAGAGAUUUGAAGAACAAUAUUAGGUUUGAUAUUUAUAUUAGCUGUGUAGAAAGAAAUUCUCAAGGGAACGAGAAGUUCUUGUUAAACCAUUUUUCUAAAAAAGGCAAGCAAUGCAGCGUGCAGGACCCGGAUUUCGGUCAGGGCUUCCAGAACCAAGGCACAACAGCAGCACCUGCGGGAAGAAAGAAGUGUGCGGCCAAGGGUCUCUGA
Messenger RNA from Amoebophrya sp. A25, 6517 nucleotides. Lineage: Eukaryota; Dinophyceae; Syndiniales; Amoebophryaceae. The record is from the annotation of a GenBank genome assembly.